Messenger RNA from Aspergillus lentulus, 501 nucleotides. NCBI's taxonomy places the organism in Eukaryota, Fungi, Ascomycota, Eurotiomycetes, Eurotiales, Aspergillaceae. The record is from RefSeq and is a predicted model, not a curated record.
AUGUUAUCUUCCUGUUGUAAAUCAAAAUUUCUCAAGAGAUUUUUUUCUUUCUUCACAAUGACAAACGACACCACUGCCGCCGCCGCGGCCACCGCUCCUCCUCCUCCCACCGCUGACCCGCCUGGCCCCGCCACCAACAAGCGCAAACUUUGCCACAUCUGUGGCAAGUCCCACACAGGGGACUGCUGGCCCCUGUGUGGGACUUGCGGGCGCCGGCACCCGGCUGAUAAGCCCUGUCGCCCUGCCUCCCGCCGCCAGCCAGCAGCCCGCCGCCGCCAGCCACCAACGGUGGUGAAUAACAUCACCAUCAACGGUGAUGGACAUUCCAUCACCAUAUCCGCUCACCCCCUAUCUGCAGGCGACGGCCCCCCGCCUGGCAAGAAGCCAAGAAGGAGAAAGCGGCCUGAUAAGGCCAAGGGAAAGGAGGAGAAGAAGGAGAAGGAGGAGGGGGAGAAGGAGGUGGAGCCGGCCGAAGAGGGCGAAAAGCCCAGCUCCGAGUGA